AUGAGGCUCUUCUGGCUGAUGACCCAGAAGAACUUCUUGGUGAUGUGGAGAAGCCGAUUAUGGACAGUCAUCGAGCUCAUUCUCCCGCUCAUUAUCGGGAUCCCAGUCUCAAUUCUGAUAUUCAAAGACGGCGACGAGAUUAAUAUGGACUUCAACUAUGCUCCUCAAGAAAUUAGGGACCAUUGGACCGGAGGUGAACAAUAUGCUUUUAGUGUUGGCCCUACCGUUGAUCAUAGUAUUGUUUACAAUUUAAUAAAUAUCACUUGUGCCCGGAAAACGCAAUACGGCACGAAUUGUGGGUUAAAUCCGGUGGCGACUGAGAAGGAGUUGUUUGAUUUGUUGCAACAACCAUAUAACUACGACCAAACCUCCGCCUCAAUCAGCUUUGGCUUCAUGAUCGACGAGAUCGACCCAGCGACCAAGAAGUUCAGCUACCGCGUCUUCUACCCAAACUGGGUUUUAAAUGACGGUCUCGGCGAAGACUGGCAAAACGAGGACCCGUAUGCAAAUAUUGGGAAGAGCUGGUGGGGGGGCAAUAUCGUGUCUAUUAACGUGUUAUUCUAUUUUCUGCCUCUCUACCUCUACGUCCUAGCCGCUGUUGUAGCUGCUGCAGCAGUAGCUAGUAUUUUUGCUACCUCAAAUAGCACUAUCAGAGUGAUUACCGUACUCCAUCCGCUCUUUAUCUUCCUGGGCGUUUUUGGACAAACAACACCUUCGAUUUAUAAUCCCUGGAUCUCGGCUGUAGCUUCACUAAGUUAUAAUGGUGCUCUCGGAAGAAUGAUGCAGGCUGUCCAAAGCUAUUUAUACAGAAACCGCGCACUCUCUUUCUCCGAAUUUUUCGAGCAGCCAAAUUACAUUUUCAACAUUGGCCCUAUUAUGCUAAUGCUGUUGUUGGAUAUUUUUUGGAUGAGUCUCGUGAUCGUGGCGGCCGAGAUCUAUCACAAAAAUACCGAUUUUUCGAUCGUCACUUUCUUAAGGAGCUGUUUUUCGAAAAACUCCAAGGUCCAUACGGAGUCUACAGAUGAUGUCAAAGUCCUGAGAGACAGUCACGAGCCGAUAGAUGAUAAAGCUGAAGCGGAUAUUGUUGUAGAAGGCCUAUCAAAGAUGUGGGGUUCCACCGGUGACUAUGCAGUUCAGAAUAUGAAUUUGCGCGCGAAGAGGGGAGAGGUUACCGUACUCCUCGGCCACAAUGGUGCUGGAAAGAGUACCACUUUUUCUGUACUUUGUGGAAUUACGCCACCAACUUCGGGACUUGUCAAGGUAAAUGCCGAAAGAGUCGGAUACUGCCCGCAAGCUAAUGCACUUUUUGAGAAACUUACAGCAAUGGAACAUUUGUGGUUUUUCCACAAGGUCAAGGGAGCUACAAAUGAUUGGCGAGAGGAGGGAACACAACUUUUAGAAGCGCUGAAGAUGGGUGAGAAAUUGAAUACGAAUUCCAUGGCUCUUUCCGGAGGUAUGAAGCGGAAACUGUGCUUGUCAAUGGCACUGAUUGGUGACUCGAGAGUUGUAAUGCUUGAUGAGCCAACAGCCGGAAUGGACACAGGAGCGCGACAGGAUGUCGAAAGGAUGCUAGAUCAGGAAAAGCGAGACCGCACCAUCCUCUUAACAACCCAUUAUAUGGAUGAAGCCGAAGCUCUUGGGGAUCGAAUUGUAAUUAUGGUCCGAGGUAGGGAUGUGGCAGCUGGGAGCAUCAACUUUUUGAAACGACGAUUCGGUACCGGAUACGUACUUACUGUCGUCAUGCAGGAUGAACAUCUACGAGAAUCCAGUGGGACGAUGUUGCUCUCGGACGUUCAAACCUAUGUGAGAACUGCUAGUCUGACGAGAUUUCAUGGAAAACAGAUUGAAAUUUCGCUGCCAGUAGAAGAGCAAGAGAACUUUGCCGAACUUUUUGGGUACCUUGAAAAAGACCAGAAGGCCCUUGGAGUUUCUUCUUUUGGAUUGUCAAUCAAUAAUUUGGAGCAAGUGUUCUUACGUGUCGGAGAAAUGGCGGAACAUGGUGAAGAUGGUACUGUCGCUAGGAAAGAAAUGUUCGACCCGGAAUUGGAUGAAAGGGCUACUGGAUUCACGCAGCACCUCCAGUUAAUGGUAUUGCUGUGGAAAAGAUGGAUAUACUCGAUCCGAAAUUGGUCUCAAUGGAUAUAUCAGUUGAUCUUUCCAUUAGUUAUUGUGUUCCUUCUUGCAUCUCUUAUUAACUGGCGUGAUAUUACGAAUACUGUAGGAGGUGUUUCAGCAAAAGUCCGCGACGUGUCCUUCGACAACAUGGGAAAAAUGAAGUUCUACGUAGCCGGGAACACCAGCGACGUCAAGAAUGACUAUAUUCUGAAUCAGGCCAAAGCUUCUAAACAUCUGAAAGUUGAAUACAUCGAUGAUCCUGAUUACUUGACCGCGAUUAGGAAUAAGCCGUUAGAUCUACCGCCGGCCGGAUGCGGAAUGGUUUUUUACAAUGAAACCCCACAUUUUAUCUACAAUGGAGCAGCUUACUGGCCUCUUCCCGCUCUUAUUAACAACGUCGCUAAUGCAUAUUUGGAUCAGCAUGGUGGUGGCCAUAUCUCGAUGGGGAUUGGUUUGAUUAAAAAAUCGCAUCAUGCUUCCAAACAGGAGAAGGAGGUUUCAUCCCAGAUCGAGGAUAUUGCAAUUGGCUUAAUCGCUGUUCUUGUUUUUGCUAUGCUAACAUCACCUCUAGCUAUUUUCCAUGUUGUCGAACGCGUAACAAAAUUUUUGCAUCAGCAACACCUAACUGCCGUCCCAGUCUGGACCCUUUAUACAGCUUCUGUAAUCUACGAUACAAUCACGUUUAUCGUUAUGACAGCUUUGAUUACUGUCGCUUUCCAUGUGGGCGGUUGGGCAGAGGGGGAGAUGUUACGAAUCAUUAUUGUGUUUAUCCUCUACUUCGUAGCUUCGCUUCCGAUGGUAUACAUGUUCUCGUCGUUCUUCGAUUCUGCUCCGAGGGCAAAUUCCCUAAUCACCAUUAUCCAAUCGAUGGGCGCUUAUGGAUCCUUAAUCAUUAUUGCAAUUAUUGAAGGCUUUACCAGCUGGGAUCCAAAAAUCCUUGCCUACUUCCUACAAUUCUUCCUACCCUCAUUCGGUCUAUAUCGAGGGAUCACGUUCUCGCGCGAGCUUGGAAGACAAAAAGACCCACUUUAUGAGGGAGAUCCGGAUGCAAAGAAUAAAUACGGCUUGACGCUUGGCCUUCUAAUCGCUUCUGCCGUAUGUCUCAUCAUAUUAACUUUCUUGUCACGCUGGCCAAAAUUACGCUAUAUUAUUGCUCGUCGAAGCCGCCCGAUUCCACCUGCGAUUGUCGCCGAAGAUUCUGACGUUGCUCGGGAACGCACAGAAGUGGCUGACAAAGCCAAUAAUCAACAUUAUGCGCUUACGAUCAAAGAGCUCACCAAGAAUUAUGGAAAAUUUACGGCGCUUAAUAAACUGAGUAUGGGCGUCAGUCAUGCGGAGUGUUUUGGACUUUUGGGUGUGAAUGGAGCUGGAAAAACGACAACUUUCGGAAUUUUGACCGGAGAAAUGUUUGCGAGCAGUGGGAAUGCGUAUCUGGAAAAUAAGGAGAUUUCCGGGAUUACGACCAUGGGGUAUUGCCCCCAGUUUGAUGCCUAUCUUAGCGAAUUGACCGGAAGGGAGGUGCUAUGGAUUCUGGGUACACUUUAUGGGUAUAGGAAUCCGGAGAAAAAAGCCGAUUCGAUUUUGAGAGCUGUAUUGAUGGAUGAUCAUGGGCAUAAGCAAUUAAAACAUUGCAGUGGUGGUCAAAAGCGAAAGAUCAGUGUGGGAAUCGCGCUUUUAGCUAGAAGCCCACUGAUCAUUUUGGAUGAACCGACAGCAGGGAUCGAUCCUAGGGCUCGACGUGAAAUCUGGUCCCUAAUUGGUGUUAUCCGAGAUGUCGAAAGACGCGCCGUCAUCCUUUGCUCGCACUCAAUGGAUGAAUGUGAAGCUCUUUGCACUAGGGUUGGGAUCCUGGUCAAAGGUCACUUGAGGGCCAUUGGAACUACGCAACAUUUGAAAUCAAAGUAUGGCAACAGCUACCAAAUGACGCUCGUCUAUUCAACGGAAUUCAGGGCUGAUAGCGAUAUGGUUAAUGCUGAGGUAUCUGCGGCGUUCCCGGGAGCCACACAACAUACCGAAGGCGUUCAGAAUAAUGUGUUUAGAUUUACGAUCCCCAAACGGGAAGGAGAUAGAUGGUCCUCCCUGUGGAAGCGUGGAGAAGUCGUCAAGCGAACGACAGGAGCUGUUGACUUCUCAAUAGCCCAGAACACGUUGACCCAAACAUUUUUGUCCUUAUCUGGAGAGGGAGGGGAUCGUAUUAAUGAA
This is a messenger RNA of Mesorhabditis spiculigera, 4317 nucleotides long. The record is from the annotation of a GenBank genome assembly. NCBI's taxonomy places the organism in Eukaryota, Metazoa, Nematoda, Chromadorea, Rhabditida, Rhabditidae.